CCCAGUCGCCUCUCAUGCUUAAGAGUCUCUUCAUCGUUACUUGCCUCCUCAUCUUAGGCGUCCACGCCUUACCUGCGGAACUGUCCAACGCUACGGCGACAUGGAACGUUACCGCAACAAAGAUAGUGGAACGCGCUGGACCUACCUUCACACUUAACUAUCUGACCUACCCUGAAUCGUCCGAGAACAUCUGCUAUUCCUGGUUCUGUAACAACGGGCCUCGCUCUGUAGCUCCUGCCCGCCCCAGCGCCUCUGCUCAUCGUGCCAGCAACAGUUGUGGUAACGUUAACCCCAACCGGUGCAGCGUCCGUGCGGGUCAUCUCCCCGGGUUCCAGUGCGAUGAAUGGCCUUGGGCAAACUCCAAUGCCGGAGGUGCCAGUGCCGCUACUAGGUGCAUUCCCACUGCGGAUAAUACCGGAUCUGGUGCGCAAUGGGGUAAUUUCAUCAAUAACAGAGGCUCUCAGGCUGUUGGAUACGUUUUACAAGAUAAUGUUGAUUUUGCGGAAAUCCAGAUUAGCAAUGUCCCAAUAACUGCACAGUUCUGUUUGGGAGUGCGUGGAACGACUAUCACUCCGGCGAUGUGUAACUCCGUUGCUAGUGGUCAGCCAUUUUUGCAAAGGAUUGGUUGAGCAUAACUCCUGUGAUUACCACAAUUUGAUACUUGCGCUGCUUCGGAUAUCUAGCGCCAAUUUUCGUUCUUACCCUCUUAUAAACCUACACAUCUCUGACGUAUCGACGAAUAUGGAUUGAAUAUAAAUAAGAAUGUUUUGUUGAAUUGAACUAACACGCGAUUAUGCAAACCUUAUAGGAACAGGAGCAGC
This is a messenger RNA of Desarmillaria tabescens, 821 nucleotides long. RefSeq names its product endo-exonuclease. The record is from RefSeq and is a predicted model, not a curated record. The transcript is spliced from 8 exons. The coding region runs from base 15 to 629 and encodes 204 amino acids. NCBI's taxonomy places the organism in Eukaryota, Fungi, Basidiomycota, Agaricomycetes, Agaricales, Physalacriaceae.